AUGAAGCAAAUCCAUUGUGUAUCUUGUCAUAAAGAACAGACACGACCUCGUCCGUUGCCUCCACCACCACCUCAUAUCGAGUUAGCAGGAAGCGGAACUAAAGAAGAUCAUACGCUGAGAGAUGUUGCAUCGUUGACGCGGGAUGAUGACAGCAGUAAGAAAGUUAAGAAAAAGCCGAGUCAGGGUCACCCAGAUGAUAUACUGCUGUAG
Messenger RNA from Haemonchus placei, 210 nucleotides. NCBI's taxonomy places the organism in Eukaryota, Metazoa, Nematoda, Chromadorea, Rhabditida, Trichostrongylidae. The record is from the annotation of a GenBank genome assembly.